Messenger RNA from Aspergillus calidoustus, 3147 nucleotides. The record is from the annotation of a GenBank genome assembly. NCBI's taxonomy places the organism in Eukaryota, Fungi, Ascomycota, Eurotiomycetes, Eurotiales, Aspergillaceae.
CACACACAGUCGGCACACAAGUAUACUAUUGUUUUUCAACGCUUGGCAGUGCUCCACCGGCCCGAAGAUUAAGGGCGAGAUGCAUUCAGCAACGCCACAGGACCUGCCAUUUCGUUCCUUUGCAAUCUGCCACCUUUGCCUGGAAGCUCUAAAUCCUGAUUGACUCGUGACUCGCUGCGUCGUCACGAUCGAUUGGGAUGAAGUUUUGGUCACGUUCUACCACUCGAUAGUCGUAAAAGGUGCGCAAGUGCACAGGAUUUGGAUCCCAUCCAUCGUUGAUAUUCAAACAAUCGAGCUGAGUCGUGCAUAAUGUCAUUUACCGAACCGUCAAGCUUUUCCGACAACGGCAUCUCCCAACAUCCCACCAUGAAACUAAGCUCAUCAAUCGAAGCGCCUCUCCCUGUUAAGGUCGAAGAUUUCCAACGUCUGGUCGAAACCUAUCAAACGUUCGCACCAAUAGAUUCACAGACAUUCAUUCUGCCAGUUGUUCAUCUCGCCUGGCUGGUGGCUGUUCGAAGCUAUGCGGGAGAAAAUACUUUCUACGUCACCGGCGACUAUGCCACUGGUUGCUGCAGCGUAUAUGGCACCAGAAUCAAAGGCUCUAGUGCUAUCGAAUUGAACGCGGAUGAUUCGGUAGAGAGCGUCUUGAAACAGCUGUUUACGGCCAUGUCUCCGAAGAAGCCUAGCAACACCUGCAAUGGAACGAGUCUGGGCCGUCCAGAGUACAAUGCCUCGAUCACCUACGGCAGCAGCGGAAAGGAUGAAGCUGUAGUGAAUCUAUCAUCGACAAAUCUUCACUUGAGCAUCGGGCCUUCCACGGACGAGGAGUGGCGUAUUCGUCUGGACUGGAAUGAGGGCUCCAUCUGUUCAACAAUCGCACAAAACCUCUUCCACAGCGUUAAAGAAGCUCUUGUUUCCAUCGCCACCUCCAUCACUCAGCCCCUCGAGCUCGUCAACAUCUGCUCGCCGCACCACCACGCCCAAAUUGCGCAGUUCACCAAGCACGUUUCGCCUUUCAACAACACCCUCCUGCACGACAUGUGUCUUCAACAUGCCAGAACAGCACCGAACGCACCAGCCGUCGUCUCAUGGGACGGCGAUCUCACAUACGCGGAGCUCGACGACCUAACCUCGCGCCUGGCGUGCUAUCUCGUCGAACACGGUGUGCGACGCGGGAGCUUUGUCGUCUCCUGCUUUGCGAAAUCAACCUGGGCGAUUGUGAGCCGGCUUGCCAUCCUCAAGGCCGGGGGUGCUUAUAUUUCUAUUGACGCGAGGGACCCGCCCGCCUACCUGCAGUCUAUUAUUCGCAGAGCCAGCGUCGCCAUUAUGCUUACCUCUCCGGAAUAUGUCGAGCGGUUUAGGAGCACAGUUGAUCAUAUAGUAGAGGUUACACGUGCAUCUCUCAACUCCCUACCCGUUCAAGCGACGCCAGCCUGCGCGGGAAUCCGCCCAGAAGACCCGUGCCUCAUCCUCUUCACAUCCGGAAGCACAGGAACACCGAAGGGAAUUAUCCAGGAACACCGGUCUUACGCGACCUCGAUAGCAGAUUACAUCCAGAAGAUCGGAUUGGAUUCGACAAGCCGCGUCUUCCAAUUCGACGACUACGCGUUCGACAUCAGCAACAACGACUAUCUCGCCACCCUGGCCGCCGGCGGCGUCUGUUGUGUGCCCACCUCCGUAACGCCCAUCGCGGCGCUCCGCGAGAAUAUCAACGCCUUAAAAGCGAAUAUGAGUUUCCUAACCCCGACAGUCAUAGCGCAGCUGAAGCCGGCCGAUGUACCCAGUUUACGGACGGUAUGCAUGGGCGGGGAACCGCCAUCGCGGGAUAUAAUAGCCCAAUGGGGUGGUGAUUCUGGGGCGCGGCUGAUCAACCAAUAUGGCAUGGGCGAGGCAGCGACGUUCUGCGCGCUCAAUGGGAGCCCGGACGCUACACGGCCGAAUAUCGUUGGUCGGGCAGGCUGCGGCGCGAUCUGGAUCACAAACCCCGCGGACCCCGCGCAGCUCGCUCCCGUCGGUGCAGUCGGCGAGAUACUUAUUGAGGGCCCGCAUCUGGCGCGCGGAUAUCUUGAUGGCGUUGCCGUCCGUCCGGACGUGGGAUUCCUGGCACAGCCACCGGCGUGGAUGGGCGUGAUUCAUGGAGAGAGUCGAGCGCGGACUAGCCGAGUUUAUCGCUCGGGAGACCUGGGUCGAUAUCUUACUGAUGGCACAGUAGAGUAUCUAGGCCGCAAGGACGCGAUGCUCAAGCUCAAUGGGUAUAGGGUGAAUGCCGUUGAGGUGGAGUGUGUUCUGCGGCGGUGUCUGGUCUCUGACAGCGAUGCGGUGGUCGUCGAUAUACUGGGGCGGAUGAGGGCGGACGAGGAGCCGGUGCUUGCGGCGUUUGUGUAUGUUGCUGGCGAGGCCCUGGAAAAGGGGGAGCAAGUCGGGGAUCUGUGCAUACAGAGCGUGUCUGCGGAUGAUGCGGUCUACCCACUCGUGCAGCGUAUGAGAGACCUGGUCGCCGGCAGUCUUCCAACGCAUAUGAUGCCAUCGGUUUUCCUCCAGGUUGACCGGGUUCCGCGUACCAAAUCCAACAAGACGGAUCGCCGACGGCUUCAUAUGUAUGGGCAGGAGUUCUAUGUGAAUCGAAUUAGCCCUUGAUGAUAUGGUUGAUGUCUCAGACAGCAGGCAGAACGGUGUUGCUAAGGAGCUAACAGAGUCUCUGGUGUAUGGCGACGGAGAAUCUUAAAUGAUUACUGAUACUCGUGCCAUCACUGGUAUGUACAUAACAUCUACAUCCAUAUAAAAAGCACACGGUAGACCCGGGAUCAGCCUCAGGCCCUGCCAAGCUGGUGGCGCCAACUAACGCAACUAGACUUAUUAAACACCAGGCACCAGGCCGACAUGUGAUUUUUUCACUGCCUGUCCUGCCUCCUAAUUCUACCUCUUUCGUUCCCUUCAUCGCUCCGUAAGUCCACCAUCACCACCAUGACCACAAUGCAAGAAUCCUGGUACUCUCUCCCCUGCGAUGGGCGCGCCAGCGACAUCCAAGUCGUCCCAGACAACCUCCCCGGCUACGUGGUCGUCACGCCCCCCAUCAACAACGCCGGCGCCGAGCGCUUCCGCGCCUGCUGCUGGGGCGAAGUCUACAACGUCACGGGCCCCACAGAC